Austrofundulus limnaeus is the source of this 3808-nucleotide messenger RNA. RefSeq names its product UBA domain containing 1 (gene ubac1). Gene Ontology annotation, molecular function: protein binding. Gene Ontology annotation, cellular component: ubiquitin ligase complex. The record is from RefSeq and is a predicted model, not a curated record. Lineage: Eukaryota; Metazoa; Chordata; Actinopteri; Cyprinodontiformes; Rivulidae. The transcript has 10 exons. Bases 369 to 1640 code for a protein of 423 amino acids.
UCCAAACAGAGCAGAAACAACUCCAACUCCCACAAUGCCCCGCGCGCGGUAGUUCAGAGUUCAAAACACUGCGGUAAAAGAUAGGAUAUUCACUGGUUGCCCUGUGUGCUAAACGGCAAAACCAAACAAGUUAAGGAGCAGAGAACGCGUUACUCGGUCGCCACCCACCGCAUCGACAGCCGGCCCGGGAACCCGAAAAUGGCCCUCAGCUAAUCGSUGCCUUUUCUUUCUCUCCCUUGCCGGAACCACAAACGACGGUUACCUGGCGGUGCUAACGUUAGCACGCUAGCUCGCCCAGUCGAGCACAUAGCGACCGCCGCUCGCCCGCUAACGUCACCGGACCGGUACUGUCGACACAGACUGCAGCUAUGUUCGUGCAGGAGGAGAAAAUAUUUGCCGGCAAAGUGUUAAAGAUACACGUCUGCACCGUGGACGGCGCGGAGUGGCUGGAGGAGGUCACGGAAGACACCACUGUUGAGAAACUGAAGGAGAGGUGCUUGAAACAUUGUGCACAUGGAAACCUAGAAGACCCCAAAACACUUAGUCACCAUAAACUUAUACAUGCUGCUACAGAAAGAGUCCUCACAGACACUAAAACUGUUGCUGAUGAAAAUCUCAAAGAUAAAGAUGUUUUGCUGCUUAUAAAGAAAAGGCCGCCGCCAACUGCUCCAAAGAUGGCAGACGUUAGUUCAGAUGAAAAGAAGAAACAAGACAACAAAGCUCCGGACAAAGACGCAAUCCUGAAAGCUACUGCCAGCCUGUCUACGCGUCACACAGACCGCACCGUGACACAACACAACAUCAGAGAUUUUCAAACAGAACUGAGGAAAAUCCUGGUUUCUCUUAUUGAAGUUGCCCAGAAGCUUCUUGCCUUGAACCCUGAUGCUGUUGAACUCUUCAAAAAGGCAAACGCCAUGUUGGAUGAAGACGAGGAGGAUCGUGUGGAUGAAACGGCCCUCCAGCAGCUAACUGAGAUGGGUUUCCCUGAAAGCAGAGCCAUGAAAGCUCUUAGACUCAACCACAUGUCAGUAACACAAGCAAUGGAGUGGCUGAUUGAACACGUAGACGACCCCUCUGUAGACACACCUCUGCCAGGACAGGACUCUUCAGKGGCAGCAGGAGCUGCAGCAGCGACCACACCAGGGCCUUCAGCCUCGGCCUCAGCUUCAGCCUCCGGUUCCAAYGUGUCCCGCAACGUCUCCAGGCAGUCGAGCUCGGACGAGAGCAGCAGGCAGGAUGAACUCACAGAGAUCUUCAAGAGAAUCCGAAGGAAAAGGGAGUUCAGACCUGAUUCGAGGGCUGUCAUUGCAUUGAUGGAGAUGGGCUUUGAUGAAAAAGAAGUGRUUGAUGCGCUGAGAGUCAAUAAUAACCAACAGGAUGCAGCGUGCGAGUGGCUGCUGGGAGACAGGAAACCAUCUCCAGAAGAUCUGGAUAAAGGCAUCGACACCAACAGCCCUUUGUUUCAAGCCAUCCUAGAAAACCCUGUGGUCCAGCUGGGCUUAACCAACCCCAAGACUUUACUAGCGUUUGAAGACAUGCUGGAGAAUCCACUUAACAGCACCCAGUGGAUGAACGACCCUGAAACCGGCCCUGUAAUGCUCCAAAUAUCCAGAAUCUUCCAGACUCUCAAUCGCACAUAAAAGCCUUCUGGUGACCCCUGUGUAAUUGUUUUAGAGUGUGCGUGCCUGUAUGUGUGUGUGUUUAAUCAUACUGGAAAUUUAGGUAUGAAUGUGACAAGAGUAUACAUUUGUUUUGUUUCUCUUUUGCCUUGUGAAGACAAAAUCAGAGGAGUCAAAGUAUGAAUUAAGUUGUUACACUAUUUAUAAUAACUAUACAGUAAAAAAACACUUAUAUAAAACAAAUAUUAUUACAGUAAUAAUGUAAAUUGAGAUUUAAUAUGUUGUUUUUACAUUUUAAUGGUAACAAUUUAUAGGUAUGACGGACAUGAUUUAUUUUCUAUCAUUUCUCCACGUGCAGAAAUGACAUCAAACAUCAGUUUAAUGUUUACACUUCUGAUAAAACUGUUUUUGUAUGAUUUACAAUAUUUAAAUAUCAAUUACAGUUGUCUGUCUCUUCAAAUUGUUACAUUUCAUUAAUCAUGAAUGUGUGGCAGACCUCUGUCACUGUYGUGUGUAGGGUUUCUUCUUCCCAUGUUAACUUUACGUUAAACCGCGGGUUAUUAUCUUGAGUCGAGUGGAGCUCUUUGAAAAUGGGCUUUCAGAUACCUCUGUCCGUUCACACCUGUGAGGUCACCAUAAGUCACCUGCCUCUCACGUCAAAGACAAUAAUCUUUGUCUUUUAUCAAAUGUAUUUGACUUUUGUUUGCCUUUUUAAGAGAAAAACUGUACUCUAAACUGUAUGUUUGUCCUGAUUUUACAAGAUGUUACUGUAAGCCUGUGUGUUUUCUCGUCAGUGUUGACUUGAAUGUCAUAAUAUCAUGYCGUGCUCAUUUAGCACUCGUUCACUUAUUUAAAUACUGCUCACUGCAGCACAGAGGAAGUAAAAAAGAAGGGUUUCGUUUGAAGUGGGAUCUUUAAAUGGAGCUGAGCUUGAACAAAAGGGGUUUGCCUUUUUAACCUUUAAUUUGAAUGAUAAACGAUGUGUGUUCGGCUCACGCGAGGUACAAGCAUCCUAAAGACAUUUAAGCUGAGAUACAACCCGUGUAGAUGUUUAAGUUUCCUGUUUUCUUUUGAAAGAAAUGAACAUUUUAUGCUGUCAACCAAAUCAAAAAUGUUCCUGUAUACAUGCCUUGUCACCAGUUAUACCCAAGGGAGAAAAAAAAACUUUCUGUGCAAUAAUAAUGACUUAUAAAGACAUAUAUUUGAUCUGAGUAUUAGGGUAUUUGACCUGAAAGAGUUGAUGUGUUCUACGAUAUUAGCCUUUGCAUUGAAUACUAAAAGACUCUUGCUCUAAGUUGGGGAUUUUUUGGCUGUUGUUAGUUAUAAUAAGACUUUAGAAAUGAAUAUGGAGCGUGUUUUAUUUUAUUUUGUUUUGGCCAAGCUUUUGAGUGUUUUUAUUCUGUAUUUAAAAUGUAGUACUGAUGUGACUUUCUGCUCAGGGAGGCUUAGAUUGUUCUUAUGGCAAACCCCUGCUCACCUCCAUCUGGCUUUAAUGAAUUACUCUAGAUAGAACCUCGUUAAUGAAUAAGAACGACUCAAAACAUGGUUUCAUACAUGCAAUAUCUGAAAAUAUUUAAAUGUAUUUUUUUUGUUGUUUUUGGAGAGUUGUUUUGUUUGAACUAUGUUUUAUUACAUUAUUUAUAUUAAAGCCAAACUAGUAACAUGAUCUUAUUUAUAAUAUUUUUAGCACACCUCAAAGCUAMUCUUCAAAUGUGAAAAUAAAAAUGCUUCAAAUGUUGUUUUUACAAACUAUACUAUAAACGUGCUUAAUCUAAAAUUGGUGGUGUAGUGUGAUUUCAAGUGGUGCAACAUGUUUGAUCAAAGAUGGAUUUUUACAAGCUUCGAAACGUAAACAGACCUUCAUCACAGUGUUGUGAAUCAUUCAUUGGAAGAAUGUGCAUUUAAGGGGAAAAAAGAGAAUAAAGACUUUUUUUUUUUUAGAAAUAUUUAGCCGGAACCAAAACGAUCAAAGUGAACUUAACUGCUUUUUGGAUACUGAAGAUAAAGCUGGAGUAAUCUGUUAUUUUUCACUCCAUUAUUAAUGCAACACUGUGCCGGAUUAAUAACCUAUGCAAUUUACUCAAUGCCUGUUUUUUUUUUUUUUUUUUUUGUGUGUGUGUGUGUCUAAAAACCUCAAGGCUAUUGGCAUCUAAAUCACCUUCACAUUAAAGUUAUUUUAUGUGGCUGUA